GUUUAAAGGAGCGCGCGUGUACUACCAAGCGCAGUUGUUCACUCUACAUCGUUGAAAUCACUACAGAAUGUUACGCACGGCGUUAUUGGGAGGUUUUCUCCUGUUUGCAUUAGUAGAAGCACAGAGAACCAGAAACAGUGGUAACAGGACACCUAGACAAAAUGGACAGUUUGGAAGUAACGGAGUAACCAGGAACGGAGCUAGGGAUGCAGUAGGAACUGAAGUGUAUCCGGGAUGUGACGGGAAGGUUUGUCUUCCAGAAGCAGAUCUAUGUGCUAACCGGAAAAACAAGGUAGGAGAGAAGGAGUAUGAUGGUAAAUCCUACUGGUUUUCAUGGGACAGCGAUGAGGCAGUUCUCAGGAACGCCAGAUGGAACUGGUUUACUGCUAGAAACUACUGCAGGAAAAGAUGUAUGGAUCUGAUCAGUAUAGAGAGUCAGGAUGAGCAGGAUUUCCUCGGACGGGAGAUGAAGAAAGCAGGAGUAAGAGAGACCUGGUCCAGUGGCCGACUCUGUGAUAAGGAGGUUGAUGGAUGUGACCAGCCUAGGUUCCAACCCUACAAUAUCCGAGGUUGGUUCUGGGCCUCUACUCUACAGGGUAUGGGAGAAACCAACGUGUUCGAUGGAAGAAAGUAUAACGCCUGGUCCUUCACUGGUCCCCUGAACAAGUCCCAGCCUGAUGGUCUGCUCAAGGCUGAUGGGUUCGGAGAACAAGCUUGUAUGGGUCUUCUAGAUGAUUUCUUCGGAGAUGGACUUGCUUGGCACGACACCAAGUGCAACGACAGAAGGUUGAUUAUCUGUGAAGAUCUACCAAAGGGAAACAUCAACUUCGUGAGACAACAGAAUCCAGGAGUUGUCAUUCCCUAGAUGCAUUCCCCAGAUUUAUUUUCACACUUAUUUUUUUGAUUAUUUUUCCUUUUUCCCUUUUUGUCCUUUCAAUUUACUUACUUUUCUUCAGUUUCUCAGCCUUUCUUCAGACUCUCAACCCUCCUCAUGUUUCUCAUCCUCCCUCCUGUUUUUAAACCCUUCUCCUGUUUCUCAACCCUCCUCAUGUUUCUCAACUCUCCUCAUGUUUCUCAACCCUCCUCAUGUUUCUCAACCCUCCUCAUGUUUCUCAACACUCCUCAUGUUUCUCAACCCUCCUCAUGUUUCUCAACUCUCCUCAUGUUUCUCUACCCUCCUCAUGUUUCCUAACCCUACUCCUGUUUCCCAACCCUCCUCAUUCUUCUCAACCCUCUUCCUGUACUUUUUCCUGUUUUUCCUCUUGCUCUAAUCCCUGACUGUGUUCCUGAACCUAUUUAACCCUAAACCUGAUGCUUGGGCAUAAACUAGAACCUUGAGGGCAUUGUAAAAUUAUAUAUUUAUAUAUGUAUUUAGAACUAAUUAUAUCAAGAUAGUAAACAAAUAUAUUUCUUCA
Molecule: messenger RNA, 1415 nt
Organism: Eurytemora carolleeae
Lineage: Eukaryota; Metazoa; Arthropoda; Copepoda; Calanoida; Temoridae
Exons: 9
Coding region: 68-865 (265 amino acids)
Source: RefSeq, a predicted model, not a curated record